Molecule: messenger RNA, 4422 nt
Organism: Colletotrichum graminicola M1.001
Lineage: Eukaryota; Fungi; Ascomycota; Sordariomycetes; Glomerellales; Glomerellaceae
Product: ABC-2 type transporter
Exons: 6
Coding region: 1-4422 (1473 amino acids)
Biological process (GO): transmembrane transport
Cellular component (GO): membrane
Molecular function (GO): ATP binding; ABC-type transporter activity; ATP hydrolysis activity
Source: RefSeq, a predicted model, not a curated record
AUGCUUGCUCCCGGGUUCCCGGGUCCGGGUCCGGCAGCUGCCGAACCUCAUAUUACUCGCUUCGAUUCCGACACGACUCUCGUCAUCUCUUCAGAUGCCGACGAGGUCGCCGAAGGAGAGAUACAGGACUUGGCCAAGCGGCUAACCUCCGCGUCCCACGGAGGUGUCCACUCAUUGUUUCCUGAGCCCUCCGACGCCACAAUCGAUCCCAGGGACCCGGAAUUCGACGCCAGAAAGUGGGCUGCGGCAUUCCACAGGCUCCAGACCAAAGCACUUCACGGAAACGCUCCAAACACGGUUGGCCUGGCUUUCAAAAACUUGCACAUCUACGGACUGGGCACCACAAGGGACUAUCAAAAGACUGUCGGCAACUUCUUUCUGGAGGCUGCAGCGCGACUUGUGCAGUCAAGGAAGAAACAGCAAAUCGACAUCUUGCACAACGUGGAGGGCGUCAUCCAGAGCGGAGAAAUGCUUGCUGUACUGGGACCUCCGGGAUCUGGCUGUACGACUCUGCUGAAAACGAUCGCUGGUGAAACCCACGGUUUCUACGUAGCCGAUGGUGCAACACUCAACUACCAAGGCAUCUCACCAGAUGAGAUGAACACGACUUUCAAGGGAGAGGCCAUUUACACGGCAGAGUUCGACCACCAUUUCCCGUUCCUGACCGUCGGUGAGACGCUCUACUUUGCUGCCCGGGCACGCUGCCCCCAAAACAUGGCUCUUCCAGACGGCAUCUCGAAGCACAAGUACGCCGAGCAUCUUCGUGACGUCGUCAUGGCACUCCUCGGCAUCUCCCACACAAAGGACACCAGAGUGGGAGAUGAUUUUGUGCGUGGUGUGAGUGGAGGAGAGAGAAAACGGGUCAGCAUUGCCGAGGCAGUGCUGAGCUACGCUCCUCUCCAGUGCUGGGACAACAGUACUAGAGGGCUUGAUUCUGCCAACGCCAUCGAAUUUUGCCACACUCUUCGCAUGCAAUCAGACGUCUUUGGAUUCAGCUCCGCUGUGUCCAUUUACCAGGCGCCACAGGAGGCAUACGAUCUCUUUGACAAAGUCAUUGUCCUUUACGAAGGGCGUCAAAUAUUCUUCGGAAAGACUACUGACGCCAGACCGUAUUUCGAAAGUCUUGGCUUCCGGUGUCCCGAACAGAAGACCACCGCCGACUUUCUUACUUCCAUGACGAGCUCUUCCGAAAGGGUUGUGCACCCCGAUUGGAAGGGACAAACGCCGCCGAGGAGCCCUGACGAGUUUGCCCGAGCUUGGCAAGCCAGCGAGCAUCGAAGACGCCUUCUUGUGGAGAUAGAUGAAUUCGAGCACGAGUUUCCCUUUGGUGGCAACACCUCCAAGCAAUUCUCCGCCACUCGGAGAGUACAUCAAUCGAAACGGCAAAGACCUUCUUCGCCUUACACCUUGUCCUUUUCCCAGCAAAUCAUUCUAAACCUAUGGCGGAGUUCCAGGCUCUUAAUCAGCGAACCUUGGAUGACUAUCACCAUGUUGACAACAAACUGUUUCGAGUCCCUCAUCAUCUCAAGCAUUUUCUACAAUCUGCCUCCUAACUCCUCUAGUAUAUACAAGCGGCUCCUUCUCAUAUUUUACGCCAUACUGAUCAAUGCCAUGGGUAGUAUCUUGGAAGUUCUCACACUAUACGGCAAGCGAAAGAUCAUUGAAAAACAUGCUCGAUAUGCUCUCUACCACCCAAGUGCCGAGGCGGUUGCUGCGAUGGUUGUUGACCUUCCAUACAAACUCGUCAACUCUCUCUUCAUCAACGUCCCGAUUUAUUUUAUGACGAACUUACGCCGCGACUCUACCGGACCGUUCUUCUUCUUCCUCCUACUUUCCUUCAGCACAACCAUCUCCAUGUCAAUGAUAUUUCGAUUCCUCGGUUCUGUCACCAAGACAAUGGCGCAAGCGCUGGCUCCUUCUGCCAUCAUCCUUCUAGGUUUGAUACUGUUUAGCGGAUUUUCCAUUCCUCAAGCUUACCUGAGUGACUGGAUGGGCUGGAUUCGCUGGGUCAACCCCGUAUUCUAUGUCCAGGAGAGUCUUGCCCUAAAUGAAUUUGUCGGUCGCAACUUUAGUUGCUCAGAUUUCGUCCCCAGUGGCCUCAAUUACGACACGUCGUCUGCUAGAUCUAAUGAGCGGGUUUGUGGUAUUGGUGGAGCUGUUCCUGGUUCCAACUCCAUCAACGGAGAAGACCACCUUCGUGUGGUUUACGGCUUUGUCAAUGGGCAUCGCUGGCGCAACUUUGGCAUAGUGGUUGCUAUCACCGUCAUCUUCAUGACUAUGUAUCUUGUUGCCGUUGAGUUGGUGUCAUCCGAAAGGUCCAAGGGUGAAGUUCUUCUAUUCAACCGUCGAACGUUGAAAAACGUGAAGAGGGGUCCCAACGACGACGAAAACCUUGGGGGGAACCAGCCAUACCCGGUCAUUGAGAAAUCUGAAGACAGCGACAGCUCUGGCCUUGCGAAACAGACGUCCGUGUUCCAUUGGAAGGAUGUUUGCUACGAUGUGCAAGUCAAAGGAGAGACUCGCCGGAUUCUCGAUAGGGUUGAUGGAUGGGUGAAGCCCGGGACCUUGACUGCGCUCAUGGGAGUUUCGGGAGCCGGCAAGACGAGUCUGCUUGAUGUUUUGGCAAGUCGCGUAACGAUGGGUGUUGUCGGUGGCGAGAUGCUCGUUGAUGGUCAUCUUCGGGAUUCCUCGUUCCAGCGCAAGACCGGAUACGUGACACAACAGGAUCUCCACCUCCAUACGGCGACCGUCAGAGAAGCCCUAAACUUCAGCGCAUUCUUACGCCAGCCUCGGCAGUACAGUCGGGAGGAAAAGCUGGCGUAUGUCGAUACUGUUAUCGACCUUCUCGGCAUGCAAGAGUAUGCUGACGCUGUGAUUGGGGAGUUGGGCGAGGGCCUCAACGUUGAACAGCGUAAACUUCUAACGAUUGGCGUUGAGCUGGUGGCCCGACCACAGUUGCUUCUCUUUCUGGACGAACCAACAUCGGGGCUCGACAGUCAAACUUCGUGGUCAAUUUGCGAUCUGAUGGAAAGGCUAACAAAAAGCGGCCAAGCCAUUCUCUGCACCAUUCACCAGCCAUCAGCAUCGCUUUUCCAGAGAUUUGAUCGAUUGUUGCUGCUUGCAAAAGGCGGACAGACGGUCUACUUUGGUGACAUCGGGAAGAACUCGCAUGUUCUUCUCGACUACCUUGGUCGGCACGGUGCCCCGGGCUACCAACCCGGAUCGAAUCCUGCCGAGUAUAUGCUCGAAGUCAUUGGAGCAGCCCCUAAAGCCCACACUGAUAUCGACUGGCCAAAUGUUUGGCGGAAGAGUGAAGAAUACCAGAGUGUUCAAAGCGAGCUAAGAAGACUAUCGGAGCACAAGAGUCAUAACGAUGCCAGGCAGACGACGGAAACCCAUGAUACUUUGGCACACGAGGAGUUUGCCGCGGAUUUUCGUGUCCAGAUCCACGAAGUAACGAAGCGAGUAUUCCAGCAGUACUGGCGUAGUCCGUCGUACAUCUUCUCGAAAUCCAUUGUUACUUGUGGUUCAGCACUUUUCAUUGGAUUGACGCUCCUGGGGGGCGACAACACGAAACGUAGCCUCAAGAACCAGAUGUUCGGGGUUUAUACCUUUCUUUUUAUCUUCAGUCAGGUUGUCCAGCAAAUCAUGCCCGUUUUUGUGUCCCAACGCACAAUGUACGAAGCCCGCGAGCGUCCGGCCAAGUCGUAUUCUUGGAAAGCUUUCAUGGCCGCCAAUGUCAUAGUUGAAAUCUUUUGGAACUCUAUCAUGGCCGUUUUCUCCUUCCUUUUGUGGUUCUACCCAAUGCGACUUGAUCGAAACGCGGAAUGGACUGAUGCUGUUCAAUCUCGCGCCGUCACUUUCUUUCUCAUCUGCUGGGUUUUCUUUUUGUUCUCCAGCACGUUUGCGCACCUCAUGAUUGCCGGACUGGGCAGUGCCGAGGUCGCGGGUGGCAUCAUGAACUUGGCCUUCAUUUUGAUGUUUGCCCUCUGCGGUGUGCUGGCGGGCCCCCACGAGCUUCCUGGCUUCUGGAUCUUCAUGUACCGUGUCAACCCCUUCACAUACCUCAUGGACGCAUUCCUCAGCACUGGCGUGGCCAAUGCGCCCGUUAAGUGCAGUCCAACCGAGCUUCUCAUAUUUGAUGCUCCGAGUGGCCGUACUUGCGGCGAGUAUAUGGCCGAGUACAUCCAGAACAAUGGCGGAUAUCUGGUCAAUAACAACGCCAGUAAGUGUCAAUUUUGCGAUAUGGCAGAUACAAACACGUUCUUGUCGGAUAUGAAUAUGAGCUUUGAUAACCGAUGGCGCGACUUUGGGUUAAUUUGGGCUUUUUGCGUGUUCAACAUUGUUGCGGCCGCGGCUUUGUACUGGGUUACGCGGGUACCCAAGAAUGAUUUCAAGAAACGUUCACCGUCGAAUGCUUGA